UUCGGCUGACGCUACUUCCGUGUAAACAUUACCCAUCGGCCCCGUGGUUUGUGGGUCGUUUUUGCAGCUACAAGAGAAAAGCUCUUAGGUUUACAAAGUCAGCCAGGUUGGAUGGGAGGUAGGAUGCACCAAAGCUGAAGUGUCAUAACAAAGGGGUGGAGAUCCAGUCGUCGCUAUGGGUGAAAGAAAAGGAACAAACAAAUACUACCCUCCAGAUUUUGAUCCAGCCAAGCAUGGAUCCCUCAAUGGCUACCAUAAUACUCACGCACUGCGGGAGAGAGCCAGGAAACUGUCUCAGGGCAUCCUCAUUAUCAGGUUUGAGAUGCCCUACAACAUCUGGUGUGAUGGCUGCAAAAAUCACAUUGGCAUGGGGGUCCGUUACAAUGCUGAGAAGAAAAAAGUGGGGAAUUACUACACCACGCCAAUCUACAGGUUUAGGAUGAAGUGCCACCUGUGUGUCAACUACAUUGAGAUGCAGACAGAUCCGGCGACCUGUGACUAUGUGAUAGUGAGCGGUGCACGCAGGAAGGAGGAACGCUGGGACAUGGCUGAAAAUGAGCAGAUCCUCACCACAGAGCGGACAGAGAAGGAGAAGCUGGAGACAGAUCCAAUGUACAAGCUGGAUCAUGGUGGGAAAGACAAGGAGAAGCUCACAAAGGCUCUGCCGUCUCUGUCCGAGAUCCAGGACUACCAGUCUGGAUGGAAGGAUGACUUCCAUCUCAACAGCACCCUCCGCAGGAAGUUCAGGACGGAGAAGAAAGUUCUGGCUGAGCAAGAAGAGAAGGACAAUACAGUGAGGAUGAGGACCAACCUGUCUAUCCCACUGCUGCCAGAGAAGGAAGAGGACAAGAAACUGGCAGCACUGCUCACCUAUCAGGCACCUGACUCCUAUGAGGACAAGCAGCACAGCAAAAGGAAAGAGAUCUCGUCUCGUUCGUGGUUUCAGUCCACCUCAGCCACACCAGGGGGUGCUGCGGGAACUUUGCUCCAUAAGCUGGGCCUGCAGGGGAAGGAAGCAGCGGUGGCCAAAGCUCUUGGCUCCUCACACAGUCCGCUGGUCCGCAAACGCACAGGAGGACCGGGAAUCAAAAGCGAACCCAGCGCCACCUUCACCCACAGAAAGUCGGACCCUGAAGUCAACGCGUGUGAUGGAGAGAUUUCAGCGGUCACUCUGACAGUGGAAGAUGCUGAUAUAGCUGAUAGACCAACACCAUCGGGUCAGGAAGUAGCAGAGACACAUGGCAGUGUUAAAACCACAGAGGAUGUGGCUAAAGGACUGAUGAUGUCUGAGGACUUUGACAGAGAGAAGGAGCAGGACCCAAGCAGAGGAGCAGUCACAUCACUGGUGGCAGACUACAGCGACUCAGAUUGAGACCCUGGACAGUGAGAGCGCUCUCUAUGGAAAAGCCGAAUGGGACAGGUUCUGCUUUCACUGAACGAAGGCCAUAAAGUAAAACUAGGUGCAGAUGUUCAUCACAGCUGUAUCUGCUAUAACAUGUUUCACUUGUUGACAGACAGUGGUGAACUCAUAAAUCCAGUCACAUUAGAAAUCUUCUAAACAAAAACCAGAAAUCAGAUUUUUAAUUGUAAACACUGUGGCCUGCAGAACGCAGCGGUGAUGACAGGGUGACGUCACAGUGUUUUCAGGCAUUACACUGGCCUCGUGCAAACACAGCUUAAGAUAUUUGGUUUGAUUAAGUUUCUGUUUUCUAGUGACAGAAGUGUGAGAAUCCUUGUCAAAUUAAAUGUGAAAUCUGUUAAAACCUUUGUUUGUUGUUUUGAUGUGUUUGGGUUCAAGACCCAGCCCAGCUGUAGUGGAAUUUGUGAAUGGCCCCUUCACCAUUGGACACAGAUCUGGGAUCAGUGAAUAAGGCAGCCAUGUAGCAGAAACCGUUCUGAAAGAAAAUCAUUGCUGAUCAGGUUUUCCAUUAAGCAGUGGUUCAGAGUAAUGACCACAGUAAUCACUGGCA
Monopterus albus (swamp eel) is the source of this 1970-nucleotide messenger RNA. RefSeq names its product YJU2 splicing factor homolog B (gene yju2b). Bases 176 to 1372 code for a protein of 398 amino acids. The transcript has 11 exons. Gene Ontology annotation, biological process: mRNA splicing, via spliceosome. The record is from RefSeq and is a predicted model, not a curated record. NCBI's taxonomy places the organism in Eukaryota, Metazoa, Chordata, Actinopteri, Synbranchiformes, Synbranchidae. Gene Ontology annotation, cellular component: U2-type spliceosomal complex; post-mRNA release spliceosomal complex.